This is a messenger RNA of Mercenaria mercenaria, 3478 nucleotides long. Its product is annotated as 26S proteasome non-ATPase regulatory subunit 1-like. Gene Ontology annotation, cellular component: proteasome complex; proteasome storage granule; proteasome regulatory particle, base subcomplex. Bases 95 to 3103 code for a protein of 1002 amino acids. The transcript is spliced from 29 exons. The record is from RefSeq and is a predicted model, not a curated record. Gene Ontology annotation, biological process: regulation of protein catabolic process; proteasome-mediated ubiquitin-dependent protein catabolic process. Gene Ontology annotation, molecular function: enzyme regulator activity. Lineage: Eukaryota; Metazoa; Mollusca; Bivalvia; Venerida; Veneridae.
UUUAAUCAAGCUAGUCAAAAAUCUACCGGCGAAUGCGUUACUCAGCAAGAAAUUUACAACUUUUGUCUUGAAAAUUCUACAGUAAAGUUUAAACAUGAGGAUGAAUAUUACAUCCGCGGCUGGUGUACUGUCCAUGUUGGAUGAGCCAGAACCACAGCUUAAGGUUUUUGCAUUAGAAAAACUGAACAAGAUAGUUGACCAGUUCUGGGCAGAAAUCUCGGAGUCCAUAGAUAAGAUCGAAGUACUCUAUGAAGAGUCAGGGUUCAAGCAGCGAGACCUGGCUGCACUGGUUGCUUCAAAGGUUUACUAUCAUCUGGGAGCAUUUGAGGAAUCAUUAACAUAUGCCCUUGGUGCAGGAAAUUUGUUUAAUGUGAAUGACACAACAGAAUAUGUUGAGACCACUAUUGCCAAAUGUAUAGAUCACUACACAAAGUUACGAGUGGUAAAUGCUGAAAACACUGAAGAUGAACAAAAGCCUAUUGACAGUCGACUGGAAGCCAUUGUUAACAGAAUGUUCCAGAGAUGCUUUGAUGACAAACAGUUUAAACAGGCUGUUGGUAUUGCCCUUGAGACCAGGAGAAUAGAUAUAUUUGAGAAGGCCAUCCUUGAAAGUGAUGAUGUUAACUACAUGUUAUCAUACAGUCUGAAAGUAACUAUGUCCCUUAUACAACACAGACAGUUUAGAAACACAGUACUGGGCGUGCUCACUAAACUCUACAUGGGUCUAACAACUCCAGACUACAUCAGUGUUUGUCAGUGUUACAUAUUCUUGGAUGAUGCUCAGUCAGUGGCAGAAGUGCUGGAAAAACUUGUUAAAGGAGAUGAGACCUCAGUGUUGAUGGCAUAUCAGAUAGCAUUUGACAUGUAUGACAGUGCCACCCAGCAGUUUCUGAACCGAGUACAGACCACCCUGCGUGCCACAGCACCAAUGCCAAUCACCUUGGAGAAGACACCAAUUCAAGAAACUACUCCAGUGCAGGCAACCUCUGAUGACAAAGACAAAGAUAAGGACACUGCUGAAGGGACCUCCAUGGAGACAGAAGAGGCCAGUACACCAGCUCCAGCACCAGCUAAAGAAACCAAAGAAAAAACUCUUACGGAAUCAGAGAAACAACUACAAGACCGGUUAACAAAAUUAAUGAUCAUCCUGAGUGGAGAUACCACAAUAGAUCUGCAUCUCCAGUUCCUCAUUAGAAACAACAAAACUGAUCUACUUAUACUCAAAACUACAAAAGAAGCUGUCCGUAAUUCUGUAUGCCAUUCUUCAACUGUUGUAGCUAAUGCCUUCAUGCAUUGUGGAACAACCAGCGACCAAUUCCUUAGAGAUAACUUGGACUGGCUAGCAAGAGCUACAAACUGGGCCAAAUUCACAGCUACAGCUAGUCUUGGUGUUAUACAUAAGGGUCAUGAAAAGGAGGCAUUGAAUCUCAUGUCAACAUAUUUACCUAAAGACAGUAGUCCAGGAUCAGCAUAUUCAGAAGGAGGCGGACUUUUUGCUCUAGGUUUGAUUCAUGCCAACCAUGGUGGAAAUAUAACAGAUUACCUCCUGAAUCAAGUAAAAGAAGCAACGUCAGAUAUGGUACGUCAUGGAGGAUGUUUAGGAUUAGGACUUGCUGCCAUGGGAACCGCCAGACAAGAUAUAUAUGAACAACUAAAGUUUAACCUGUACCAAGAUGAUGCUGUGACAGGCGAAGCUGCAGGUCUGUCAAUGGGUCUGGUCAUGGUUGGAACAAAGUCGGCACAAGCUAUAGAGGACAUGGUAGCGUAUGCACAAGAAACCCAGCAUGAAAAGAUCUUGAGAGGUCUAGCAAUUGGUAUAUCCCUUACCAUGUACGGACGUAUGGAGGAGGCAGAUGCUCUUGUAGAGAGUUUAUGUCGAGAUAAAGACCCUAUACUGAGAUGGUCUGGAAUGUACACAAUAGGAAUGGCAUACUGCGGGUCUGGGAAUAAUCAGGCUAUCAGAAAACUGCUCCAUGUUGCUGUGAGUGAUGUCAAUGAUGAUGUAAGAAGAGUUGCAGUGACAUCUCUAGGAUUCCUUCUGUUCAGGACCCCAGAGCAAUGCCCAAGUGUGGUUUCCUUGUUAUCAGAGAGCUACAAUCCACAUGUAAGAUUUGGGGCUGCAAUGGCUCUUGGUAUUGCAUGUGCUGGUACAGGACUAAAGGAAGCAAUGAACCUGAUAGAGCCUAUGACAAAUGACCCUGUGAACUAUGUAAGACAAGGGGCACUUAUUGCUUCGGCUAUGAUUCUUGUACAGCAGAACGAGGUCACAUGUCCUAAGGUUGGCCAUUUCCGACAGAUGUACAGUAAGAUCAUCAGUGACAAACAUGAUGACAUCAUUGCUAAAUUUGGAGCUAUUUUGGCACAGGGCAUAAUUGAUGCAGGUGGAAGAAAUAUGACAAUAUCGUUACAGUCAAGGACGGGACACAGUAAUCUGGAGGCUAUAGUGGGUAUCCUGGUCUUCUCGCAGUUCUGGUUCUGGUACCCGCUAACACACUUCCUGUCACUGUCGUUUACACCCACAUGUACAAUUGGUCUAAACAGUGACCUUAAGAUGCCAAAGGUGGAAAUGAGAUCAAAUGCAAAGCCGUCAACAUUUGCUUACACACCAAAUCUGGAGGAGAAGAAAGAAAAUAAGAAAGACAAAGUAGAGACUGCCAUCCUGAGUAUAACAGCAAAACAGAAGAAGAAAGAAGCAGAAAAGAAGAAAGAUGAAGAAAAAAUGGAAGUGGAUGAGAAAGCAGAUGACAGUACAGAGAAGAAACCAGCAGAGAAAACUGAAAAGAUGGAAACAGACAAAGAAAAAGAAAAGGAAAAAGAUGGAGAGAAAGAAAAAGAAGAGAAGAAGAAAGAACCAGAACCAAACUUUGAAAUAUUGAACAACCCAGCUCGUACCAUGAGAGCACAGUUGAAGGUUCUUACAAUGACAGAAGGAAGUCGUUACACACCACUCAAGGACAUCUGUAACGGAGGAAUUAUUUUAAUGAAGGAUGUUAAACCUGGAGAGAAGGAAGAAAUAGUGGAACCAGUCAUUGCGGGUGGACCUAAAGUUGAAGAAGAGGAGGAGCCUGAGCCACCAGAGCCAUUUGAAUGGACAGAAGAUUAAAUAAGCUGCACCUACCUGUAGUUUAAAGCUCUUGACAUUUACAGCACACAACAUAGCAUCAGGAGAAGCUAGCCUAUGAACAUUCUGAUAGAAUUUCUAUAUUUCUUGUGACUUAUACAAUCAUUUAUGGAUUACUUAAUCUAUAUUGUGAAGAAAAAAUGUGUUUUUAAAUUAGCAAAACUGGAAAAGGAGAACAAUGUAGAAGGGUUAUACAUUCAAAUUAUUUAUAUCUGAUACACUUUAGGGGAUUUAGUGUGCUUUACUAAACUUUCUUUUGAAAGUGUUUAUGUAACAAACAAAAUUAGAAUAAUAUGCUUUUUGUCUUGAUAAAAUAUUGUGACCAGGCUUCUUACAAAUAAAAAACUUUACAGCUAA